Molecule: messenger RNA, 2520 nt
Organism: Grus americana (Whooping crane)
Lineage: Eukaryota; Metazoa; Chordata; Aves; Gruiformes; Gruidae
Gene: WDSUB1
Product: WD repeat, sterile alpha motif and U-box domain containing 1
Exons: 13
Coding region: 801-2243 (480 amino acids)
Biological process (GO): protein ubiquitination
Molecular function (GO): protein binding; ubiquitin-protein transferase activity
Source: RefSeq, a predicted model, not a curated record
UGGCUCGUGCGCGGGGGCCGCGCGGCAGGAGCGCUCCGCGGCGGGACGGGCGGCCCAGGGUCGUGCGCGGGCAGCGCGCGGUGGCGUGUAUCCUCCCGCCUUGAGGCCGGCGCGGCGGUCGGAGCAGGCCCUGCCGUGCCCGCGGGGGGGGGGCGGGCGGCGGGCGUUGGGGCCGUGUCCGGCCGUGUCUGUGGCGCGGCCGUGCCCGAGAGCGGCGGUUCGAGGGGCGGUGAGCCGGUGUUCUGCGGCCGGCCGCUCGGCGCCGGUCCCCUCAGGGCGGGCGGGCGGGCGUGACCUGUCGCUGCCGUUGCGGGGGAGCUGCGGUGGCCUCCCGCGCCGCUCCGAGCGGCUGAGGCGAGGGCCCUUCCCGAGUGUCUACCUGAAACCCGCCAUCAGAGUUCGGGGUGAAAUACGGGCCGUUCUCCGGAGCCGUGUCCCGGGCUGCGCCUCCAGUGCAGCGGCGUUAGCUGGUGGUCGGCUGAGGCGGUGGUAACAGGAAAGUGCCUAGAAUUGCUGUUUCUGCGAGCAGCUGCUGGUGGCUUUUGGAUUAGGAGAAAAUUGUGAUUGCUAGAGAAGGUUUGCUUUUCUGCAGUGAGCUCCUGAAAAAUCUCACGACGAGAUUAAGGUGCCUUUUUCAGCCUCAUCUUUCCAGAUGCCAAGCUUUGUCUGACUCUUCAGUUUCUCAUUGUUGAAGGAAUCACCUAAUCAGAUCGCUCCAGGAGGAAAAAAUACAACCUGGCCUGUGGUGAUACAGAUAAUAACUUGAUUUCACAAGAGCAGGGAAGAUAAUAGAAAGGAAGAUGCACUGGCUCUUUCCCAGCAAAUCAGUAGCAGUCACAUCCCCAAGGCCAUACCUCAGUCGUAGCACACGUUUGUGGCCUGCUCCCAGCUGGAGAUUUAGCACUCUAUUUCAUCCUGGGCUGAGGUUUAUAGACAUAAUGGCGACAUUAAUUCACACUUUAUCAGAUCAUAGUGAUGAUGUCAACUACUGUGCCUUCUCAUCAUCGUGCUUGGCUACUUGUUCCUUGGACAAAACAAUUCGAGUUUAUUCUUUAAACAACUUUGCUGAACUUCCGUACUCACCUUUAAAAGGUCAUACGUAUGCUGUCCACUGCUGCUGCUUCUCUCCAUCAGGGCACCUUUUAGCUUCAUGUUCUACAGACGGCACUUCCAUGGUUUGGGACACUCGUGAUGGCCGGAUGCUGGCAGUGCUAGAGCAGCCCAGCGGCAGUCCUGUUAGAGUCUGCCGAUUUUCUCCUGAGUCCACAUAUCUAGUGUCAGGGGCAGCGGAUGGGAGUGUAGUUCUUUGGAACACGCAGUCAUUGAAACUGUACAGAUCUGGGAAUGUUAAAGAUGGUUCUCUGGUGGCCUGUGCAUUUUCUCCUAACGGAAAUUUCUUUGUCACUGGAUCAUCGUGUGGUGAUUUAACCAUUUGGGAUGAUAAAAUGAGAUGCCUGUAUAAUGAAAAAGCACAUGAUCUUGGUGUUACCUGCUGUGAUAUUUCUUCACAGCCAGUUUCUGAUGGUGAACAUGGAUUCGGAUACUUCCAGAUGGCUUCUUGUGGUCAAGAUAAUCAGAUCAAACUCUGGCUUAUUUUGUUUGCAGAUUUCUUAGGUGUUGAAUUAAAAUAUAAAUACACAUUGAGUGGACAUUCUGCCCCAGUUCUGGCUUGUGCAUUUUCUUAUGAUGGGCAGAUGUUAGUCUCAGGGUCUGUGGACAAGUGUGUCAUAAUACAUGAAACUAGUACUGGCAAUACCCUUCAUACUUUGUCUCGACAUACCAGAUAUGUUACAACAUGUGCUUUUGCACCGCAUAGUCCCUUACUUGCCACAGGUUCCAUGGAUAAAACCGUGAACAUAUGGCAGUUUGACCUUAAGCAACCCUGUGCAGGAAAUACUGUAGAAAAUGAAUCUAAGGUGGCUGUUGAGGACUGGUCAGAGGACGAUGUUUCAGCCUGGCUUUGUGCCCAAGACUUAGCAGACUUUGUUGGGCUUUUCAAAAUGAAUAACAUUGAUGGCAAGGAACUACUGAACCUUACUAAAGAAAGUCUGACUAAUGAAUUAAAAAUUGAUGGCUAUUCCUACGAAAAGGAAGCAAUGGAAAACUGGAUCAGCAAUAAAAGACGAUCUAGUCCCAUGACAAAUCUUCCUCUCCACUCUCUCCUGCUUACACCAAACAGGACACUAAAAAUGGCUAUCAGUCGCUGGCUAGAGUCUCAGCAGAAAUACAGUGAAACCACUUAGGUCUGAAGUUGUUUGCUAAAAUUCAUUGAAAUGAAAUUGUAUGUAGCUAAUCCUAUCAGAAACAACGGGGAAGAAAAAAAUUGUGUUUCUGGUCUGAUCUGUGACUGUCACGUAAAUGUUUGUUAGAAAGCAAAUCUUCACUGUCGGAAGCUCCCAGGAAAAUCAGUGAAAAACUUUUAAGUUAUUGUUAAUUUCACUUUGUGGUAUUUCUGUUUAAGAAAUUAAGUAUUCAGAUUGACAAUUUUUCAAAUAAAGUUUUCUUAAUAUUUUCACCACA